AUGGCGCCCCUGGAAGAAAACGGAGAUCAAUUCUCCAUACUUCCAGUUAAGAUCCCGGCCACAUCAUCAUAUCCAGAAACAGCCGUUCAUGAAAUCCGCAUACGAAAAAAUGCGCCAAAGAUCCCAACAGCCAACGAUUCGCGAAGUCUAUUCCUGAAGAACAUUCCCGCAGACAGCACAGAACCUCACUUUCGCUCUAUCUUCACUCAGCUCGUUGGCGCCGGCCGAUUUGAGACCAUUGCUUUCGAGGACGAAUCGCGAACACUACUCCCUAUUGAUCCUGCGCAAGCCACAAAAGUCGCAGGUUUUGCAAAGAAGAGGAAGCGCGGAGAUGUCGAGGCCGAAGAGAAGGAACGAGAGGAAGAAGCUGCGCAAUUACCACAAAUCUGGUUGCGACGCGUGCAGCGCAGCAGCAGCACAGCAGUAGUGCUCCUAGCAGACGAAAAGAGUGUGCAAUUAGUACUCAAGGCUAUCGCAAAACUACAAAAGAGCAAGAAGUAUCCCACGUGGGGUGCCGACCUCUCCGACGAAGUUCCCGAACUUGGUUCUGAAUGGAUCGCAUCACAUCUACAACUAUCGCGCGUUGACAAGGUAGCGACACAAAAGGCUGUGCACGCCUUCUUUACCGCGUUCAACCGCAAGGAGAAGGAAGCUGUUGAGCUGGCUAAGAGACUCCGCAACGAGCCUGAUGAGGAUGGUUUCGUUACAGUGACUCGCGGUGGACGAGCAGCUCCCGCCAGCAAGAACGAGGCCGAGGAAGCCAAGCGCAGAAUGAUCGAGAGGGAUACCAAGAAGAAGUCAGAGUUGAAGGACUUUUACAGAUUCCAGAUGAGAGAGCGACGCAAGGCCGAACAGAUGGCUUUGAUGAAGAGGUUCCAAGAGGACAAGAAGAAGGUGGAUGCAAUGCGGGAGAAGAGAGGCAAAUUCCGACCAGAAACAUGA
Molecule: messenger RNA, 942 nt
Organism: Fusarium coffeatum
Lineage: Eukaryota; Fungi; Ascomycota; Sordariomycetes; Hypocreales; Nectriaceae
Exons: 1
Coding region: 1-942 (313 amino acids)
Biological process (GO): ribosomal small subunit assembly; rRNA processing
Cellular component (GO): UTP-C complex; CURI complex
Source: RefSeq, a predicted model, not a curated record